Molecule: messenger RNA, 6960 nt
Organism: Spirometra erinaceieuropaei
Lineage: Eukaryota; Metazoa; Platyhelminthes; Cestoda; Diphyllobothriidea; Diphyllobothriidae
Source: the annotation of a GenBank genome assembly
AUGGCCGCCUCGACUGACGCCGCCGCCGCCCUGGUGCACUCUGCUCUUGCUGCUUUUAUCUUUGUCAUGGUUGGAGACUCCAAUGUUGUAAUCGGCGCGGUUCUCCAAGAACACCUUGUAGGUCAGACCAAACUGCUAACUUUCUUCUCGACAGAGUUAGCACCUUCUGAAUGGCGCUACAUUACAUUUGGACGGGAGUUAUUAGCCGUCUAUUAAGCCGCGAACCGCGUCCGGUGCUUUCCCUAGCGCAAGGACUUUAUCAUUUUCAUGAACCACGAGUCUCCUUCCUUUGCUGUUUAAUCCAAUCGUGACGAACUCCGCUGUCACGGAUUCCACCGCGAGCCUCGUCGACCGAAUCUAUACGGGAAAGGGGCUUGACUGAGAGCAUUAAUUUUAUUGUUAGACGGGCACAAGACGCCGGGAUCGCCUUGUGAAUGAUAGUUCUGGGUGAUCGCUCGCAGGACGCAGAUAGGGUGUUGUGGUCGUAUACAUGGCGUGGCAACAGCGACUGAACGCCUUUCCGCAGCGUUCUACUCUGCCUUCGGCCCCGUGACGCCGAUCGAUAUUUCUUUCUUCAUCAAUUGGUGAAUGUGCACGAAUUUCAGACACACGCACGCACGCACACCGCAGGAAGACUGACAGCACCAAAGGCUGGCUUUCGAACUGCUGGAAAUAUUGCUGACACUGCCUUCUGAAUUGAUUUUACGCCCGCUCGCAGUGGUGAAGUUUGUCCUUCUAAGUCUGUCUCCGCAACUUUUCAAUUUGGGAAACCCCUCGAAGUCGAACGUUGAAAUUCGCCAGCUGCUUUUGGACGUAAAUGAAUGGUGUGGGCUGGUUGAGGAACAAUAGGUGGGCUAACUCAUGAAAUGUCAACCAAAAUUCCGAAAUGCGUUUUCGUUUCGAGAGGAUUAAUUAAGUAGGAUUGUAAAACUAGUCAGCCUGGAACAUAAUUCUAUAAUAGUUCAGUUAUUUCAGGAUGCCGGCUUUCGAAUGAACUUCCUUCCGACUGCAUGCAAAAACUACACUCUGUAAAAAAUGACUACUUAUGUAGCAUGAUUUUUUUCUCAUUGAUUUUCGAUGCCCUUAAAAGUUCAAUUAUAUUUCAUGGAUAACAUGCGCAAAAUAUUCAUUCUUUUGCUCAUUCGGCAGAACUUUACGGCUUCUUCCAAUCUCAUACUCGAAGGGAGUGUAUAAUUCGGUUUUCAAAAACUUUUCCAAUUCCCGAAUAAUUGUGAACCCGCGCUACCGGUACACUUGCAUUCAGGGUUUCCAAACUACAAGCCGUAUGUUUUCCGCGUGCGGAAAACCACACAUUUCUCUACGGUAAUAAAAGGAGACUGUAUAGGGUUCAUAAAAUUUGGCAGUGGAUUUGAUCCAUAUUUUUAACUUUUCGAGCCACAUUGGUAAAUGCAGCGACAUGACAAUUUAUGAACGGUCAUUUCACGGUAUUUAAAAGUCCCACAAUUAGAAACUUUUUUAAAACUGAAUUAUAUACCCCCUUCGAGCAUAAAGUUAGAAGAAGACAUAAUUUUCUACCGAAUGAAAAGGGAAGUUAAUAUUUUAUGCAUGUUUUCCUUGAAAUAUAGUUGGACUUUUAGGGGCAUUGAAAAUCAAUGAGAAAAAAUAACGCUACAUAAGUAGUCAUUUCUUACAGAACGUAAGUUUUGCAUGCAGCGGAAAGGAAGUUCAUUCAAAGGCCGGCAUGCUGAGGUAACUGAAAUAUUAUGUAAUUAUGUUGCAGGCUGACUAGUUUUACAACCCUACUUAAUUAAUCUUUUCGAAACGGAAACGCAUUUUGGAAUUUCGGUUGACAUUUCAUGAGUUAGCCCACCUACGAGAGUAGAGUCACGGCAUGCGGUCGCACAGCCACCAGCACUAAUGAAGAACGAAUGCGAAGAAUGAGAAUAGUGUGUGGAAUGGCAUUUCCGGGAUUAUUAACUGUUGCCACGUAGACCAUACGGAUGUGGUGGACUGGAUGAGACGACAGUCCCCAUGGUUUGGGUUCAAGUAAAAAUGCGUAGAUUUAGAGGAUGAUGUGAAUUAUGGACAGGACUAUCAGUCCUGAGACCUAGUGUGCGCGUUGUGAUGUUGGGUGCGAUCGGGUAUACGAAUAGGCGUGGGAAUCUGUUCGGAUGAUGUACUUUGAGCAGGGUAGGUGGUCGCGGCGUUAUGCCUUGGAGGUAUGAGUAGAGCUCCGGUAUGCGGUCAUACAGCGACUAGUACUAACGCAGAAUGAACGCGGAGAUUGGGAAUGGCGAGUGUGAUGAAAUUUCUGGCUUAUUAACUGCUUUGCAACCAUGUACCAAUGUGCUGUUUGGACGAGGUGGACGCCUCGGUGAGUGGGUUUGCAGCAAAUAAUGCAUGAGCACCUGAUUAAGAGGGAUAAGAAAAGAACGACUUGAUGUAUGAAGAUGAAUGUCAGGCAUGAUAAACGUUGAGCACAAUGUCUCUUGACCCGCGAUAGGGAACAAGAUUGAGUCUGGGAGGCCGGUUGAACAAGGUAGACGGAGCAUGCAUGAUGGUCGUGGCGUUGUGCCUUACAGGUGUGUGUAGAGCUGUGGUAUGCAGCGGCUUUUCAACCAACACCAACGCAGAGAAGAUGCGAAGAAUGAGAAGGGAGAGUUGGAAAGCAAUUCCGGUUUGUCAGCCGCAGUGAAACGGGCAUCAUUUUGCGAUGGAUUGGAUCAGACGGAAAUCUCAGUGGCUGGGCUUAAGUUAAAGAAUGCUUAUGUGCAUGAGUGGAAGGAGGAGGAGGAGGAGGAGGAGGAGGAGGAUGCGAAAGCAUCAGAGUUCUGCGCGUGGGUGAUUGUGAUACGAUUAAGGACAGGAAUGAGCAUCGGAGGCUGUUUAAGGGAUAUACAGUAGAUGUGCUAUCCCAGUGAAUGUUAAGCAUAAUCGUACAAUUUGUUUUUGCGUAGAAAAGACUGCUUAAGUAGGGCUGCAGGAUUAAUUAUCUUGUAACAUAAUCCUGAAAUAUUUCGGUCAUAGCAGGAUGUCGGCUUCCGGAAGAGCCACUCACCAGUUACCUUUAAAAACUACACUCCGAAAAAAUGACGGCAGCGGUAUAGAGAAGGGUCCCAUUUAGCUGUCAAUAGACUGGGGAUCGUGUCAAAUGGGGUUUUAUCUUGGCACACAUUUGCAGGCUGUUGCAGAAAUUACACUGCCAACAACGAUUACUUUCCACGACCUCACACCUUAACUCAAAAUCCGUUAUUUUGUGAAAUUUACUUUCUGUUUAUUGUUUAAUUACUACUCUCAUUUCUGUUGUCGUAGAAUAGUGUAGGAUAAGACUUUCGGCAUAAAUCCAGGCAAUUUUUGUGUUUUCUUUCUUUUUUGUCAGGUUACUGUCUAGCGUGCUGCCCCACCCAUAAAACUCCUUUUACCAUAAAUCACGUAUGGCGCGAUCCACAGUCUACUAACAGUUAAGUGGGGUCCUUCUCUACACCGCUGCCAAAGUGACUACUUAAGUAGCAUGAAAUUCCCCAUUGGUUUUCGAUGUCUCGUAAAAUUCAAAUGUGUAUAAUGGAAAGGGCGCAUAAACAUAUUAUCACUCGUACUCAUCUGACAAAAAACCAUGGCUUCAAAUUUUGCACUUAAGGAAAUGGCAUCUUCCGCCUUUAGAAAACGUUUUUGAUUCCUGAAGGAUUUUAUACCCGACCUGUUGUCGCACUUGCAUUCCGGCUUUCCACUCUACAGGCUGUAUAUUUUGUACGCAAAGAAAGUCACUUAAUUCUAUAUGCUGCUAAGAAGGUGUUAUGUAAGGCUCAUUAAAUUUUGCAGUGGGUGUGAACCGUAUUGUAUGCUUAGCUAUCAGAAUCAAUAAUGUACAAAUUGACAUUUCACCGCCUUAAAAUGUCAGUAUUAGAAAGUCUUUAAAUCCCAAGGAAACCCUUUCUCUAUGUAUAAAGGUUGAAGAAGAUGGGAUUUGCUGUCAACUAAGCAUAACGAAUAUUUUGUGCAUGUUUUCUACACUGUAUUUUUGAAUAACUAAAGGCAUCGAAAAUCAGUGGGAGGGAUUCAUAUUGCUUAAGUUGCAAUUUUUAAUAGAGUGUAGGUCUUACGGGCAGUCGAAAAAGUCAGUACUCUGCCGUGACUGAAAUGUCCGAAGAUUAUGCUGCAGGGCAAUUAAUAUUACGAGUCUAGUUAGUUUACAUGUUCUGGUCGAGAACAUAUUUUAGAAUUUCGGCUAACGUUUCGUGAGAUGACACAUCUACUGCAAGCAGAACAGAGAAAAUGACCGUGGCGGUGUGUAACUUAUGUGCAUGCUUUUUGGAUAUCGGCCAAGACUGGCGGGAAAUGAACUCGGAUACUGAGAAGGGAAUGUGAGAUUGCAUUACUAGCGUACUAGUCGUUGUCAGGCAGAUGUAUGGAUGUAGAGUGGCAUUGCCAACAAAGAUGAGGGAGACUAGAAUGGCCAUUUCUGACUUAUUAGCCGUCGCCAGCCAGCCACACCCAACCCCGAGAUAUGGAACACAUGGGACCUGAUCCCAGGACCUUUUGAUUAGAAGUCCAACGUCCUAACUACUGAGCCACGGCGUUGUUGUCCCGUCGGUUGCGAUCGGGACUUCUAACCAGCAGGUCGUGAGAUCGAGCCCCAGGUGUCCCGCACCUCGGAGUUGGGCGUGGCUGGCUGACAACGACCAAUAAGUCGGAAAUGGCCAUUCUAGUCUCCCUUGUCCUAGUCGGUAAUGCCAUUCUGCCUAUGUUACUCGCCGCUGUGCAGGUGUUGGUGGGGCUUGAGAAAGAGCCCCGAGGCACAACGAAAGGAGUGAGUUCCGUGGCGCGAUCAGUGAGCGUCGCUCUACCAGACACACGGAUGUGUAGCGGGCAACCAUCAUAACCGGCCUGGCGUCAUCGUUCAAGACCUCGCUGCCUCAAGGUCAUUCACCCCUUGUAGCGAGCCGUCCCAGACGAGCUGACCUGAAGCCCCUCGGCCGACUUCAGCUCGGACACAAUUGCGUCCACACGGCGUCGCGGCUACCCAUGCGCCACUUGCGCGCCACCCCCUGCAACCAGCAAAACAAGCCACUGGGACACCAUCCCUCGGCAGAUGCAACACACACCGACUGGACACCACUUGAGCUUGGCCCACGAGCCUGCAAAAGCGGCUGCCACCACUAUCUCAGUGACUCUCAGGCCUGACUGGACACAGUCAACACCAGUCCUGGCUUCGCCAGUGGCCACUGCCGCCUGAGAGAACAAAUUCGGGUUCUGUGCACAUUAAGCUCCUCAUUCUGGUGCCUUCCGUCGUCUCCUUUCAAUCUGGGAUUUGACUUGGUAAUUGUAGCUCACAGACUAUACACAUUCUCACUGCUGUGCCGCUACAGAUGUCUAAGUUUGGAUAAGACUUAGGAUCGUGAAACUGAACUCUUAUUGAAUAAUCUGUAAGUGAAUAAGUGGGAGUUGGAAAAUGCACAAUAUGGACAUGAUAAUUUAGAAGCAUGAAACACCGUGAGCGGGCUGUGAUAUGGAGUGUUAUCGAAGUUAAUACUUGACGUGUGAAUUUGACUGAGGUAUGCAUUUGGAGCAGGCUAGUUAGUCGUUACGCUGUAUCGUGUAUAUGCCUUUAGAGCCCUGAGUGCAAGACUGAAAGUCAGGCUGAAUGGCCUCUUCUUAACGUAGCCUCUAUAACACUCUCACGUAUGUGAAAUCCGAGCUGCCAGAAGUAUUUAAUGGGGAAAAACGAUCAAGCGUGCGGCGGUUUAACUUUGUCAGCCACCACGCCUGCACCCAAAUCCGGUCGUCCCAGCUUUGCCCUGCGACCACGGCAAGGUGGGUGAGGGAAGAGGUGGUGUAGCAAAUGCUAUGCAAAGUUGCCUCAACAUAACAUGAUUCACUUGCUAGUCAUCGAUGCUGUGCUGACACCGUAGGGCACGCGGUGUACGUCGUCAAGUACGAUGACGAGUCUGUCAAUUAGAGCUUUGACAUGAAUUCGCAAGCCGCCACCACUAAUACAGAAUGAAUGCUGAAAAUGAGAAAAUACACACAGAGGACACUUUUGAUAUUAACUUUUGUCCUCCAGGAAUAAUGAUGGUUUAAAAUGUGUUAAACAUUUUGGGAAUGGAGACCCUUAAGAUAGCACUGUGUGAGGAAAGCCGAUUAUUCGGGAAUGAAAACUACAAUAUGGUCUACAGGCUCCGCCUGCAUUAAACAGGGAACCUUAAUAUGUCUUGUUACACGGACUGAACACUUUGUCUCUAAUUUCGCGACUGCCGGUAUAGAAGCAAGGUAAUUCGGAAUGUCUGACCCACCGACGGUUGUUUAAUGGAAUAAUCCCGGGUUGGGAAACGCAUGUCCUUAAAUCUAGGAGGCCAUCGCAGAAAUGGACAGAAUUUAUCCUUGCAUGCCUUGUAAGGGACAUUAUUCAUGACGUGCGGAGAUUUACCACACUCACACAGUGAAGGUUUAAAACACUAUUACUAAGGCCCACGCAUGCCAGUUCGACCAUCGUUACCGACGAUGUUCCAGGUGGGGGAGAAGGACAGGGUGCGGCAGAUGCUGUGGAUGUCUAGAUUAACUAUAAACGUCACCGUCCCUGAUCCACCUGCUGUAGAGCACACGGUGGACAUCUUCGGCAAUGACGGUUGAACUACCAACCGACGAUAUCCACCAUAAUCUUCACAACAGGGAGGUUGCAGGCACAGUCGCCCGGCCGAGAACUGGCUUAUAGUAACAGACGACUGGCGUCGGAUCUAACGCAUCCUCUUUUCCUCAUCCACCUGGACCCGGCGUCAAGACAAAGUCAAGAAGACCGGGGACGGUAUAGGACACAAAUUUCAGGUACGGGAGAAGAAGAAGAAGAAGAAGAAGAAGAAGAAGGAGGAGGAGGAGGAGGAGGAGGAGGAGGAGGAGGAUAGAAGUGGUGGUUCGGAAGAGCAGUCAGAGUUAGUUGGCGGCGGAGAGGACGAGGAAGAGGCGGACGAGAGACGACGGUUGGUGCGGUCCGAGAGAUGCAAUUGA